AUGGACGCCCUGCCCACCGAAAUUAUAUUCCAUAUAAUUCGCUUUCUUGAUCCCCAUGAAAUCGUUACUCUUCAGCUCGUCUGCAAGAGGUUUCUUCUCCUCGGGCGAGAUGACACCUUGUGGCGGGAGCUGUGCUUCAUCGAAUCAUCAUUUCUCGACCGCUACCGCCGCCGGGAACUACUUGUAGCCGAAUCCAUCCAAGAACCACUGCUGAGUGACCUUACGCGGGCUUUAGCAAAUGGAAAUGGAUAUGGAUACGGCCUGGGUGACUCCAGGCUCGGCGGGUCUCAAGCAGAGUCUCGAGAUCGCAAGGCAAAUUUAGAUGAAAGAAACCGCAUAUUGGCCAACUGGGACCCAAGCUACCCCGACGAGAAAGCCAUCUGGUACGAUGAAUACAUUGCUCGAAAUGGACCUAUUUCCACAAGCUGGUUGGAGCAACCUCGCAAUCGCGAGAGCCCCCAACAUGAAUACCUCGACGUCCGUGGCAUGGGGCUUUACACAGGAUCAGGGGAUACUGAUUCAAGCUUGGUCGUGGCACCGUUGGAUGACGGUAGCGUAUGCAUAUGGGAUAUUACAGGCAGUAGCGGUCGAAAAGGAAGUAUCAUUGCCAGAAGCAAACCUGGGAUCUUGUGUCAUAAUGUUGCCCCUCCUAGUGGAUCUGGCAAAUGCUCAAAAGUAAUCAGCACAGGCAUCACUGAUUGUGUCAGCGUGGAUAAUGGCCGCAAGGUGGCCUACAUCGCAGUUGAAGAUGGCCUAGUGGAGGUUGAUCUCCAAACACUGACUACUGUUAGCCAUAAUAAAUCCCCGUUCCCGAUUACAGCUCUCUCCGAAGCCAAAUAUCCUGUGCCACUCACGGUCGGGACUAAUCGGUCACUAUAUCUUCACGACCCUCGUACGAGGAUAUCGGGUAAGUCGUCGGCUGAGUCUGAGUCCGUUGAAUACUAUGAUACCAGCUUUGCGUUCCCCCGAAGCCCAAGGCCGCUCCAUUUUCGAAAUUCUCUCAGCUCAGAACGGAAUCCCCCACAUACAAAUGUGCAUCAUCCGGGCCCUGUGAGUAUUUUGCAUCUGCCGAGCUCUGGAACCGAAUGGGAUGAAAAUGGAAACAUCUACGUUGCCGGGCGCUUUCCUAGUAUUCUGAACUAUGAUCGAAGAUAUAUGUCAAGGCUGCGUGGCACCAUCCAUUCUGGCGCCCGGCUAUGCAGCAUGGCAUCCCUUCCUUAUCCGUUCUCGUUGAUGGAAAAGGAUUUAGCAAAGGACGGUGAACUUUCAGUUGAGCAAGUAUGGGAAGCCAAAACCAGGCCAGGAAAGACAUUGAUCGCCUGUGGUGAAUACAACAGCAAAGGCUCAUUGGAGAUGUACGGUUUGUCAUCAAAACCUUUCCUCGCCAAUACCCCUUCCGAACCGGCGGCUGGCGGUCUGCAGAAUUCUGUGAUGAAGAAUCGUCAGACAUCUUCUAGUUCCAAACUACUUUCUGUCUGUAACCAUGGAACACGUAUUGUGGUGUCUGACGGGAGCGGCAAUCUCAAGUGGCUUGAGCGGGAUGGCUUCACGGAGGUCCGUAGGUGGAGCAUCGCUCACGGAUCAGUUGAGGCUCCCCAAGUAAUGUUUGGAAGUACUGGGCAUUACCACUCAGAGCCGGGCUCAGGCGAUAUUGCCAUUAAGCUCGCCGACACUCACACAGGGCGUGAUGAGCGGCCUGUAAAUGGAGGUGACUUGGUCGUGUGGACCGGCGAGAAGAUAGGGCUACUCAGCUUCUCUAGCAAAUCAGGCUUUACGGCUGAGAGCUUCGAAGCAAAAGGGCACCAAACUGCGGAAGAGGCUCGCAAGAAGAGCGAAGAGCGGGCUUACUCCCAGACAAUGCGUCUGGCAUUACAGGCCAACGCCAAUGAAGUCAGAUUUAUGAGGGAUUUAGGUUCAUCCAUUGAAUUGAUUCAAGGCGGACUCGACGAUGAGGGAGCAGCGGACUUCGUUAUAACCGGUGUCUGCUCUGUUGCAACUGGUACCAGGGACUUCCCAGGGCCCAGCAAGUUACGGUCCGAUACUACUCUGAAGCAGUGUAGUGACCAGCAUCAGUCAUCAGCGCCCUACGAAGGAUCCCCCGCUGGCGAUCUGGACGGUUCUGGGGGCCGUGUCUUUGAAUCUGUUCUCAGCUCUCUGUCUGGAGGACACGUUCCGGGCACGUUCCUGUGUGGAGUGGAGCAGCGGAGAGACGAGGACGACCAACAGCGCGAACGGACUGGGAGGGCGCAUUUCCGCUGGAUGCCAAUCAAAUAUGCGAGGCGACGGGAUUUUAAGGUUGUUUUGCCUUGUUUGCCUCACCGCUCCCUACCGCUAGACGCCGUCCUUCCGCCACCGAAUGCGUUCCCACCAUCCGCAUCGCGUUCUCCCUCCAGGCACGCACCGAAAACGACCUACGUACAUGUACAGACCGCACUGCCAUACGAUGGACGCAGUUACGCAGUGCUACGCUCGAUGCACCCUCAGCACAUAGAUCAAUAUUUGGCACCAUCUGACGGUCUGACAGCUCACCCGGCCGCAGUUGGAAACGAAAGCGCGUGUCAGCCCUUCGGUCGCUAUCAUGCGGGCCUUCUCACCUGUCUUCGCCCACGCCCGUCAAGCGGCGUUGGAGACCUCGUUGAGAGGUUGUCGAAGGCGCGAAAGGUGGCAAUGGCAUAUAAUGACGGGGUCCACGCCUUGAGGCGGCCGGUACCGAGGCAGCUUCUCACACCUGUGGCGACACCGAGAAAUUCGACGGCCGCUCUCCCCCUGGCAGUUGAGCAUGGCCGAGGCAUUACCAUGGAGCGUACCCCUUCAGGGAAUUCCAUCUUGUCAGACACGCCGUACGAGCAACGGCUCAACGAUACGUUGGCCCUCAGCGAUGCGCAGGCAGCGCGGAUGGUAGAAGAUCACUUCGCACAAGUUCACUCGGCACAAAAGCCCGAGCGAGCGAGGUUGCAGCAGCUACUUAAUAGCGGGGGUGAUGAUGAUGAGUUUCUGAGCCAUGUCUUGGAAACUUCUAAUUACGUUUUCUUCGACGGCGCCCUUACUUUGAGGGUGACGUGGGAGUGGUCAUCGCAGGAGCGCUAUCAGACCGAACUUAUCGGCACGACGGCUCUCCGGCGGUGCCUCAACGGCAACGGAUAUGAGACAUUAAUCGUGCUCUCAGAGCCCAUAUUAAAAUCGGCGGAGUACGAUCGACGCCUACUUCUUUACACUUUUCUCCACGAACUCGUACACUGCUAUCUAUUCAUCCGCUGUGGAUUUGAGGCCAGGAUAGACGGUGGCCAUACAGAGGGGUUCCACACCAUUGCCAGGCUUAUUGAUGACUGGGUCGGCGGCGGGUAUCUCAGUCUUUGUAAUGAGAAGGCGAACUUGAACUUGUUCCGGAGAGACCGCAAGCUGCGGCCCGUUGAUCAAGUGCUAGAUGUAUAUAGAGAUGAUCGACCGCAUCGAUAUCACGACCAUUAUCAUAGACCUAGGCCAACAAGGAAUUAUAGGGAGGUGGUUGGAGUUGGGUAUGAUGAUGUUUGA
Molecule: messenger RNA, 3531 nt
Organism: Venustampulla echinocandica
Lineage: Eukaryota; Fungi; Ascomycota; Leotiomycetes; Helotiales; Pleuroascaceae
Exons: 6
Coding region: 1-3531 (1176 amino acids)
Biological process (GO): protein polyubiquitination
Molecular function (GO): protein binding
Source: RefSeq, a predicted model, not a curated record